AUGCCUCAAGUGGAAAUAAAACCCCCAGAAUUUUCAUUUCAAUGGAUUUUUAUUGAUUUUAUAUUGUUUGGAUUAUUUGGACUUGUUGUAUUGUUUUUGGCGUCACGAUUUACAUUUUUACAUUGGUCCAGAUAUGGUGUCAACUAUUUGACACCAUAUUUUCCCGCUGGAAAUCUUAACGAUUUUAUUUUUGGUGAUAAAUCAUUUGCUACCGUCUUUCAGGAACUAUAUGAACUUGGUAAAAGUGUGAAGCAAAAAAUUAGUGGAAUUUAUCUAUUUACUCGACCAGGAGUCAUAAUUAACGAACCUGAGCUCAUCAAAACAAUUUUAAUUACUGAUUUCGAAUUUUUCCAAGAUCGUGGAAUAUUUUACAAUGGAAUUCAUGAUCCAAUAGCCGCAUAUUCAUCAGAAGUAACUGGAUCCGCAUGGAUUGGUCAUUUAGAUUUAUUUUCCGAAGAUUUGAUACAAAAAUUAUUCACCGAUAUACGAGAAUGUCUUGCAACGUCAUAUAAAAAUUGUUCACCUACAAAUACCGACACAGAUGACGUAAACAUCAAUAACUUUGUAUUAAAUUUAAUGGUAUCGAUUUUGGGUAGUACAACAUUUGGAUUGAAAUACGAUCAAGCGAUUAACGAAGAGAUCAAAAAAGUUUAUGCGCCACCACAACCAAAAUGGCGUAUGUUAGCCAAUUUUGGUAUUGGACUUUAUCCAGAAUUAUCGAUUUUUACGAACCUUGUAACAAGGUUUAUUAAACUGAAUCCAGACGUGUCUUUUGUGAAUAAUAAUCAAUUAAAAUUAAAUGAAAAUUUUAAUAAAGUUUGGACGAAAAUUCAGCGAAACGAUGAACCUAAGAAAUAUGAUGAAGAUCGUGAAAAUGUAACAAAAGGUUUUCAAUUUUUCUUGAACUGCUUACAAAUGUUAAAUCCAUUGAUUAUUUUUACGUUGUACGAAUUGGCAAGAAAUGUGGAUGUUCAAGAAAAGUUACGUAAAGAGAUAAAUAAAGUAUUUUAUAAAAUUGAGGAUCUUAACUAUCAAAAUUUAUCCAAAAAAUUCACAUAUUUGGACAUGGUUUUAAAAGAAACUUUACGGAAAUAUCCAGUAAAUCCAUUGAUAAAUCGAACUUGUGUCAGAGAUUAUAAAGUGGAAAAUACAAAACAAAUAAUAAACAAAGGUGCAUUAAUAUAUAUACCCGUAUUUAGCAUACAUAAUGAUCCAAAAUAUUAUCCAAAUCCAGAACAAUUUGAUCCGAAUCGAUUUGCUAGUGAUAAAACUAUCAAAGAAUGCACUUACUUACCAUUUGGUGAUGGAAAACGAACAUGUAUUGGUAAAACUUUUGGCUUGCUUCAUGUAAAAUUAGCUUUAAUUAUGAUUUUAAAACAAUAUCAGUUAAACGAAUGUUCAACGACACCCACAAAUAUUCAAUUUAAUCCAAAUAUACAUUUUCUGGCUACAAAUCAAGAUAUUUGGUUAAAAUUUAAUAAAAUUUAAAAAUUC
Chrysoperla carnea is the source of this 1494-nucleotide messenger RNA. RefSeq names its product probable cytochrome P450 6v1. Gene Ontology annotation, molecular function: iron ion binding; heme binding; monooxygenase activity. NCBI's taxonomy places the organism in Eukaryota, Metazoa, Arthropoda, Insecta, Neuroptera, Chrysopidae. The record is from RefSeq and is a predicted model, not a curated record. The coding region runs from base 1 to 1488 and encodes 495 amino acids. The transcript has 6 exons.